AUGUGUUCCACAAAUCCAGCAAAUUGGGUCACCUUUGAUGACGAGCCACUCUUCCAGUCGCCUCAGAAAUCGGUUGAUAAUCAGAGCAGUUGUAAACCGAAUGGCCUUAAACUGAAUCUGUCUAGUGUGCAUGAGACUUCAAGUAGAUCCUCUUCUACAGGCAGCACUCCACUCUCAUCUCCUGUAGUUGACUUCUACCUAAGUCCUGGACCACCCAGCAACUCUCCACUUACUACACCUACCAGAGACUACCCAGGAAGUCCAUGCAUCCCAAAGCCUGGGAUUCACAUCCUUUAUCCUAUCCCUGAAUGGCCAUCAAACUUUAACCUUCUUCCAUCACCUGGAAUUUGCUCAUCCCUAACCUCGCAGAAGCUGAGCAGCCCUCCUUUGAACACCUCACCUAAUGACCAUCCCGUUAAGACUGCCGUCUCCAAAUCAACAUGUGACGGAAGCCCUAAUCUGCCAGGAAGCUGCGAGGAGUUAGGAGAGUUAUCGUCAGCACCGGGGCACUUCCCGUACUUCCAGAGCGAUUGCGCUUUUUCCAGUCCCUUUUGGAAGGAAGGAUGCUCGCUCAGUACGUCACCAGCUAAUGUUAGCACGCACAGGAAGGACAAAGGGCUUGACAGGAGCGUCUGUCAUCCUAAAGACAAAGAAACUUGCCAUGAUCAGAAAAGCCUGAACCAGGGCUCCUUCAGCUACAUCUGCGAGAGGCUUGAACACCUGCAAGCCGAUGGCUGCGACGCCACAGGAAGCCCACCUGUCUCCAGCGCCCAUGCAUGGCACAAGCUGUCGCCUGCUGUCCCAUGCAGCCUCUUCAGGAGUCGGAAAGCGGAUGGGUGGCCAUUCAUGCUGAGGAUCCCUGAAAAGAAGAACAUGAUGUCAUCUCGGCAAUGGGGCCCUAUUUACCUUAGUGUCCUAGCUGGGGGUGUACUGCAGAUGUAUUACGAAAAAGGUCUGGAGAAACCUUUCAGGGAAUUCCAGCUGCAGCCACACUGUAAGCUGUCCGAACCCAAAUUAGAGAGCUAUAACGUCUCCGGAAAGAUACAUACCGUGAAGAUCGAGUGUGUGUCUUACACAGAGAAAAGGAGGUAUCAUCCCAAAGUAGAAGUGAUCCAUGAGCCAGAGGUUGAGCAGAUGUUAAAGCUGGGCACCACAGAUUACGACGACUUCACCGAUUUCCUCAUAACAGUUGAGGAAGAGCUUAUGAAACUUCCUACCAUUUCCAGACAAAAGAGGAAUUACGAAGAGCAAGAAAUGGCUCUGGAAAUAGUGGAUAACUUUUGGGGGAAAGUCACUAAGGCAGAAGGAAAACUCGUAGAAAGUGCCGUCAUCACGCAUAUUUACUGCUUGUGUUUUGUGAACGGAAGUGCUGACUGCUUUCUAACCCUGAAUGACCUGGAGCUCCAGAAGAGGGACGAGCGUUACUUUGAGAAGGAGGAGGAGAAGAAAUGGAUCAAUAUUCUUGACUGCCAUUUCCAUAACUGUGUCAAAGCGCAGGAAUUCGAGCAAUCGCGAAUUAUUAAGUUUACGCCCCCCGACGCCUAUAGGCUGGAACUGAUGCGUUUCAGGACACAGUAUAAUGGGCAAGACCUUCCCUUUUCUGUGAAGGCUGUGGUAGUCGUUCAGGGGGCAUACGUUGAACUUCAGGCUUUUAUAAACAUGUCUUCGACUGCUCCGAUUCCAACACGUUUACCCUCUGUGAAAUACUGUGAAAACGUUACGAUACGCUUUCCUGUUCCCACUCAGUGGGUCAAAGCACUUUGGACCAUGAACCUCCAAAGGCAGAAGUCCCUAAAAGCAAAAAUGAAUAGGAGAGCAUGCCUUGGCUCUUUACACGAGAUUGAAUCUGAUCCCGUAAUACAAGUCUCGGUUGGAACAGCAAAAUAUGAGAGUGCCUACAGGGCUGUUGUGUGGAAGAUAGACAGGCUUCCAGAUAAAAACUCAAAUUCAGAUCAUCCACACAGCCUGUCUUACAAACUGGAACUCGGAUCAGACCAGGAAAUACCGUCUGACUGGUACCCAUUUGCUACCAUCCAGUUCGUCGUUCAUGAUACCUGUGCCUCAGGAACAGAAGUCAAGUCACUGGGCAUAGAGAGCGAUGUGCAGCCCCAGAAACACGUGGUUCAGAAAGCUUUUUACAAUUGCCAGGUUGAAAUUGAAAGGAAGUGGAUUAGGCUUGAUGGAGAAGAUCCAGAUAAGGCUGGCAACUGCCUAAUGCAGUAAAAGAGGACAGAGGCACCGUCAUACGAUAUUAGUAGGAAUCAAUUUACAUAGGAAAUUCUAUUGUUAGAAGCAGUGCAGUGACC
Molecule: messenger RNA, 2306 nt
Organism: Phaethon lepturus (White-tailed tropicbird)
Lineage: Eukaryota; Metazoa; Chordata; Aves; Phaethontiformes; Phaethontidae
Gene: STON1
Product: stonin 1
Exons: 3
Coding region: 1-2223 (740 amino acids)
Biological process (GO): clathrin-dependent endocytosis; regulation of endocytosis; synaptic vesicle endocytosis
Cellular component (GO): synaptic vesicle; AP-2 adaptor complex
Molecular function (GO): clathrin-cargo adaptor activity
Source: RefSeq, a predicted model, not a curated record